Messenger RNA from Ochlerotatus camptorhynchus, 889 nucleotides. RefSeq names its product RNA polymerase III subunit G (gene Polr3G). The transcript is spliced from 3 exons. Gene Ontology annotation, cellular component: RNA polymerase III complex. Gene Ontology annotation, biological process: transcription by RNA polymerase III. Lineage: Eukaryota; Metazoa; Arthropoda; Insecta; Diptera; Culicidae. The coding region runs from base 123 to 791 and encodes 222 amino acids. The record is from RefSeq and is a predicted model, not a curated record.
UUCUCACCAACGUUACUAUCACGCAUCCACUUGCAAUGCGGUCAAUUAGCUGACUUUUCGUAAUUUUCCAUACUUUAGCUCAUUUUCUGAACUAACUGUGGUGAGACACAUCAGUUUGCAAAAUGGCAGGACGUGGUCGCGGAAAAUCUACCGGUUCCCUAACCCAGGAGCAGCUGCAAUCCAUGGGUGUAACGAGAAAUGAAAUGCAAACAGUUUCUUCGGCUGCACCGCCUCCCCUCUAUCCAAUACUGCAGUCAAAACCGGUUCCGCUAGAGGCGAAUGCUGAUCGCGACUAUAAGAUCCUUUGGAAGGAGGACUUCAUUUCCUUCCUCCGGGAAUCACCGUACUACACAAUGGUAAAGAGUUGUAAGGGUCCCGUGCAACGGUACUCGGAUAAGGUCAUUAACGUGAUCGAAAACGACCCGAAACGAAAGCAGGAUGGAGAUUUCAUUUGGAGCAUGAUGCCAGCGGAGUUGAAACCGACCUUCAAGCGGACCAAGGUUAGUAGUGGAACGGCUAAUGGAAGAUCGAAGGGUGCCAAGAAGGCUAAGGUGGUAGACAUCGAUGCCAAGCUGAGCGAGCUGGAGAAGAAGGAAUCGUUUCAGGACGAUACGGACGUCAAGAAGGAGAAGCACAAUGAUUCCGACGAGGAGAAAGAUGAUGACGAGCAGGAAGAGGAAAUGGCCGACGAGGAGAUGGACGAUGAAAACGAUUAUGGCAACAACUAUUUUGAUAACGGGGAGGGGUACAAUGAAGAGGAUGACAAUUUGGACGAUGGUCCAGUCUAUUAAACGAAUUUGUUGCAUCAAUACUUUUCUUUAUUUAGCAGUUUAUAACUUCUAUACAUAGUGUUCAUCUAAUGGAUACCGUUAGUAAGCGAUGUAAUUGA